GCCGAGCCCGCGGCAGUUUCUUCAGGCUGGCGGGCGAGUGGGGAAGCUUCUCAGGCAGGGCAGCCACAUCUGAGGACCAGAGCCAUGCUGAGGAGCCAGAGCCCGUGACCUUCUCCAUCUCCAUCCGGCUGAGGCCAGCCACCAUCCUCAGCAGCUGACAUCACGAGAAAGAUUUGGGGACCUUGGGGAAGUACUCAAGGGAUCCUUUCCCUGAGAUGUGGGACGUCAGGGCAGAAUGCUGAGGGCCCUCCUAUCUGGCCUGGGGUGGAGGGGAGGCAUUUGGGGCUGCACCUUCAGCUCACGGCAACCCCAUCUGCCUCCGGCUCGGUUGUUGAGUGCCACAGAACUGGUCAGCCACUGGACAGUAGUCUUUGAGAAAAGGGGCAUCCCUGAGGCCCGGGAAUCCAGUGAGUACAUCGUGGCUCAUGUCCUUGGAGCCAAAACAUUUCAGAGCCUGAGGCCAGGACUUUGGACCCAGCCCCUGACCCCUUGGCAGUUACAGUAUGUCCAGGAGCUGAGUAGCUACCGAUUGCAAAGGAUGCCUGUGCAGUACAUCCUUGGUGAGUGGGACUUUCAGGGCCUCAGUCUGAAGAUGGCGCCCCCAGUGUUUAUCCCUCGGCCAGAAACGGAGGAGCUGGUUGAAUGGGUGCUGGAGGAGGUGACCCAAGGGCCCCGUGUGGUGGGAGCUCAAGGUGGCCCCCUCAUCCUGGAGGUGGGCUGUGGAUCAGGAGCCAUUUCCCUCAGCCUGCUGAGCAGGCUCCCCCAGAGCCGAGUCAUUGCUGUGGACAAGGGAGAAGCCGCCAUCUGCCUGGCCCAUGAGAAUGCUCAGAGGCUUCGGUUGCAGGACAGGAUUCGGAUCAUCCCCUUCGAUGUGACCUUAGAGGGGAGCUGGGCACAUCUUCUACCUUGGGGCCCUGUGGACCUGGUCGUCAGCAACCCUCCCUACGUCUUCCACCGGGACAUGGAGAAGCUGGCCCCUGAGAUCCUCAGCUAUGAAGAUCCACUAGCCCUGGACGGUGGGGAGGAGGGCAUGGACAUCAUUACCCACAUCCUUGCCCUGGCACCUCGGCUCCUGAAGGACUCUGGAAGCAUCUUCUUGGAAGUGGACCCAAGACACCCAGAGCUCGUCGGCAGCUGGCUUCAGAGCCAGCCUGACCUGUCCCUCAAUCUUGUGGCUGUGCGCAGGGACUUCUGUGGGAGGUGAGACUCUACCCUGCCCCCAGUCCCCACAGCCAUGCUGGUCCUUCCACUCAGACUAUCACAGCUCUGGCUGUGGGGCAAGUGUGCGGUUCCCACCCCCUGCUCAUUCCCCAGGGCCCAGGCAGUAACUGGCCCCUUGUCCCUGUCUCCUUAGGCCUCGGUUCCUACAUAUCAGGAGGUGUGGGCCACAGCAUGGUUGCCCUGUGGAUGCCUGGCCAGGGCCCCAACCUGCCAGAGUGCCUGGCUGACAUUUCUACCUGGAAUGCUACUUGGAGGGAGGUGGAUGGUGCCUUCCAGAACCCCAGAUGUUUGUGGCAUUUCCCAUGGCUCUGUGAUUCUCCAUGCUCUACAUUUCUAGGAGACUUAGGAGUAGGCACAAGGGCCGGGGUGUCCUUCCUGGGCCAGCAAAGAGCAAGAGCACUCACAAUCCAGCUUAGGAGCUCAGCAGACUGGAUUCCCAGUCUGGCCCCAUCGUGUCAGUGUAGCCAAGGCAGGUUGCUGUGUCUCUGUGGGUGGAAUUGCUCUAGGGAUGUUGGGAGAUACGGCCAAUAAAGUGGCGAGAGACCA
Messenger RNA from Lipotes vexillifer (Yangtze River dolphin), 1767 nucleotides. It is a transcript of the gene HEMK1, whose product is annotated as HemK methyltransferase 1, mitochondrial release factors N(5)-glutamine. The transcript is spliced from 10 exons. Bases 236 to 1204 code for a protein of 322 amino acids. Gene Ontology annotation, biological process: protein methylation. NCBI's taxonomy places the organism in Eukaryota, Metazoa, Chordata, Mammalia, Artiodactyla, Lipotidae. Gene Ontology annotation, molecular function: protein methyltransferase activity; N-methyltransferase activity; DNA binding. Gene Ontology annotation, cellular component: mitochondrion. The record is from RefSeq and is a predicted model, not a curated record.